CAACCCCCCUCCCAGACCUUGCACUCCUCCUGCACGGAGCUCCCUCCUUCACCCAAAUCCCCCCCAAUCAGUGGGGGGAAGUGACACGGAGGGGGCUGGCCCAGAUUCCACUAUAAGGCAGAGCAGAAGCGGCGCCCGCAGUUUGCCGCUGGUCCUGACAUGGCCCCUCUGCUCCUGCUCCUCUGGCUGGGCUCAGGGCUCUGUGCCCAGGAGCUGGUGCCCAGGCAGUGCUUGUUGGGCCCUGAGGUCCUGUGCAGGGAUCCAGGCCUAGCGGCUCAGUGCGGAUGGCAGCAGAAGUGCAAGUUCCUGGAGCAGCACAAGCCCCAGGGCUGGCGCAGCCGGGUGGACGCCCCUGCCUUCCAGUGUUCCCUCUGCACCAAAAUCAUGAAGACACUGGAGUCCCUGGUUGGUGACAAGCGUGACAAGGACACCAUCACCCAGGCCGAGGACCAGGUGUGCCAGAUCGUGACCUGGGUGCUGCGCGGCCUCUGCCGCUACGCCAUCAAGAUGUUCAAAUCCCAGAUCACCCAGGCGCUGGAGGACGGGAAGGGUCCCAGGGGCGUCUGCACCAGCCUGGGAAUGUGCCGAGGGCCCGCCCAAGGCGCCCUGCUACCCCCCCGCGAUGCCUGUGACCUCUGCCUGACCUUCACCAGCCUGACGCUGCUGGACCUGGAGCCCAGCCGGGACCUGGGAGACGCUCUGAACAGCACGUGCAAGCGGCACUUCGGGGGGUCCCCCGGGGUCAGUAGGACUCAGCUCGGCCCCCGGGGCCAGGGGGGGCCCAGGGCUCGUCCCCGCCAAGCGGGGCUGGGCAGCAGGCGCCGAGGCUCUCACCAGCCUGGCGCAGAU
This is a messenger RNA of Pelodiscus sinensis (Chinese soft-shelled turtle), 849 nucleotides long. The record is from RefSeq and is a predicted model, not a curated record. Lineage: Eukaryota; Metazoa; Chordata; Testudines; Trionychidae.